Molecule: messenger RNA, 1563 nt
Organism: Ornithodoros turicata
Lineage: Eukaryota; Metazoa; Arthropoda; Arachnida; Ixodida; Argasidae
Exons: 1
Coding region: 1-1563 (520 amino acids)
Biological process (GO): proteolysis
Molecular function (GO): aspartic-type endopeptidase activity
Source: RefSeq, a predicted model, not a curated record
AUGAAUCAGGCAAGGCUUCCUGAAUUCGUACAAGGCUCAAGUUGGAACUCGUGGCGUGAACGCCUAGAAUUUCUCUUCGAGGCGAAUAACGUGCAGGACGCAGCUAAGAAAAGGGCUCUGUUGUUCACGUUUUGCGGCGAACAGACCUACGACAAGGUGCGAGACUUGCUGCAUCCGCUCACACCGGCGCAAGUUCCGUAUGACGACAUAAUCGAACGUCUGAGCAGCCAUUUUGAAACAGGUCCUUCUGAACUUCUAGGGCGCUGGCGUUUUCACAAAAGGGAUCAACUUCCUCAAGAGACAAUCUCUGAAUAUGUCGACGCUUUGAGAGCUCUAGCUAAAGACUGCAAUUUCGGUAAUGUUGCCGUUCCAUUACCGCUACCACUUCCACCAACCACACGAUCGCCUGCCACGGCGCACGGUGAUUCCCCAGCGACCCAAACUGCAACCAUGGCUUCAGCGAUCGCUUCACCGUCACAAGCAACGGUCUCACAGGCUCCGACGACCGCUGUUCCGGCUUCGGCGAAAAUAAUUUUACCCUUGGAAGUGAUGCUACGAGACAGAUUCAUCUGUGGUCUGAGGGAGGUGCACCUGCAACAGCGUCUACUCUCCGAAAGGAAUAUCACAUUCCAAAUGGCGGUCGCCACUGCGAAAGCCAUGGAAUCCACGGUUUCACAACAGGCAAGCAUGCGCAGCAGGGAAGAAAACAAAGUACUUCAAACUUCAGCAACCAGAAGCCCAAAGAAGAAUAAGCUCCCUAAGCCGUCCAAAAAGUGCUGCCGUUGUGACGGUGCGCACAACCAGAAAAGCUGCCCUCACCGAAAUUCCACAUGCGAGUUCUGCAAGAAACUGGGGCAUAUUGAAAAAGCAUGCAUAACGAAGAAAAAGAAGCAGGCUUCCGGCACGCGCUCAUCUGGACGUCAACAAGCGAAUAGUCUAACUGCCGACGAAGCAGAUUCGUGGAACAGCUUAUUCACGGUCAACUCCAUGAGCCAAUCGACUGAAAGCUUAACCGUAUGGGUUACGGUAAACGAACGCCCUUGCUGCUUCGAAGUCGAUUCCGGUGCAUCAUUUUCAAUAAUGAGUGAGAACACCUUCAACCAGCAAUGGGACAGCAACAGACCACGUCUACUGAAAGCAGCAUUGAAAUUGAGGACGUGGACCGGCACACCGCUUCAAGUCCGGGGCAAAGCACGAGUCACCGUUCAGCUACACAGGAAGCAAGCAAAACUCGAUCUGUACAUCGUCGCGGGAAGUGGAACAAGCCUCCUAGGUCGAGACUGGUUUGAGCCACUGGGAAUUUCACUGUCUGGCAUUCACCGAGUCACGGAGUCACAGUGCCAACCACUACUCGAUCAGUUCAGCAGCCUUUUUAAUGGCAAUAUAUCAGGCCAUGUAGGCGACCCUAUACACAUCGAGCUGCAGCCAAACGCAGUCCCUAGGUUCUUGAAGUCCCGCACAGUGCCACUGGCAUUGAGGACAGCAGUCGACAAAGAGUUAGACAAGUUAAAAGAACAAGGCAUUCUGAAACCCGUUUCUUCUUCGACAUGGCUACGCCGCUAG